Suillus fuscotomentosus is the source of this 633-nucleotide messenger RNA. RefSeq lists its product as uncharacterized. The record is from RefSeq and is a predicted model, not a curated record. The coding region runs from base 232 to 567 and encodes 111 amino acids. NCBI's taxonomy places the organism in Eukaryota, Fungi, Basidiomycota, Agaricomycetes, Boletales, Suillaceae. The transcript has 5 exons.
GCGAUGCGAUAAACAACGUCUGUAUUCGUUGAAGAUGUAUGAUAACCUUUUGAAAUACGAUGUUUCAUGUAUAUACAACCCUCACCGUUCUGUAUGUAUGUAUAUGAGCUUCGCCAAAGAUGCUGCUUGUAAUUUCAAUUUGCAUGCUUUAUAAGCCCCAUUUGGACCCCUACUGCGCAACAACUCACUCAUCACCAACAUUAACUCUCGUUCGUCCCUGCCGACACCACCAUGGAUUUCUUUUUUUGUCUACCAAUCAUAUUCGGCUGCCCCACAAAAAUCAAGCCGGAAGGAAACCAAGGAGCCAGAAUAUGUCCUCGGUGCCAUAACGCUGCGAUGUUCUCCGCCAAGUCCAGAACCUGGUUCGAGCUCUGUUUCGUCCCGCUCAUUCCUCUAAACUCGAAGCAUGUUUGGAUGUGCGGGAUAUGUCAGCUGCAGGUGCAUGUGCAGCCUGGGUGGGAGCCUCAGGUGGCUCAGCCGGGGUAUCAGCAUCCGCAGGUGCAGGGCCAGUAUGCGCCGUCUCAGAGCGCUGGAUACGGGCCUGGGUAUGUUCAACCUCAGAAGUGACCCGGAUGGCGAGCGUGUCAUGGAUCAUUAACUAUUUUGCAUGAGAGUUACCCUGUAGGAUGACGA